UUUUCCAGAUAGCGUAGCCCUGAGCCGUACCUUGAUAUGGAUUUGUAUAUCAAUUUUUUACUUGAUAAAAAGGCAUUUAUUAUUUUUCUUAAUUUUUUGGAAUAAAGUCACCAGGGUGAUUCAAUCGUGAACAAUGACCUGUUCCGAUUAUCACCAAAUUUAUUUCUUCUAAAAAUAUAAUAACUCAAAUUUAAUAGUAGGUCAAUUUGUAAUGUGCUGUUAAUUAUGUAAUUUUUUUUAUUUUAAAUGCCAAUGAAGCAACAUAAUUCAUUUCACACGCAGCUUAGUUCCACACAUCAGGGAAUAUGCACGUUAAUGAAAAAGACAAGCCAUUUUCUGCUCGGAAAAUUUUGUUGAUUACUUUAAUGGUCGACCAGAAUAACGGUAGGAAAACGACAUAAUACCCACAGUUGUGCCUCUAUACUUAUAGUUUUAAGCACAAUAGUUACUUUUUUGCAUCAACAUUGUAAAAUACGUCUAUUUUUUUUCUAUUCGCAAGAUAUGAUGCACUUCUUUCUUACAGUUUUAAGCUUGUUCUUAAUUAACAUAAGAUCUAAUGCAGCUUUUGAAAACGUUUGUGUGAAUUUGAAUGAUAUUUUAUCACCAAAAUGGAUGCCAGCAACUGUUUUUGACAAGGUGGUUCCAAGAACUCACGAUUAUCAGGAUCUGAAUGGGACAGUUAAUGAUUUUGAUAAAGAAGCAACUUUAGAUGGAAGUAUUGAACAGGCCAUGAAAACCAUGUCGUUUCAUAGGUCGAUGAUAAAUCAAUAUCUUUGCCGCAACUACGUGGCAAACCAAAUAGUAGCUGAAGUGUCCAAAAAAUCAUUUCAUAAGAGGAUGGGAGAAGAACUAGGGAUGGACGAACCAAACAUAAAAGAGAGAGAGACUUUAAAAAAUAAUAUGCUUACAGAUCAAGGACUAGCUUCAUAUGAAGAUUGGUUAAGGAAAAGUGCAACUUUGAAUGACAUAUAUCGAAAUCAUAAUAAAAGAGCAGACAUGUCAGACGAAAACCUGGAGGAUAUUAGGAAAACAGAUAUUCAUGAAAAUGAUAAAAUUUCUGCUAUAUCUACAAAACAUGACCAUGACUAUCACGUGCUAACAGAUUCAGCAGAUUACAUAAUAUACGAUAGUGGCGGGCACCAUAACUACUACAGUAAUCACCCGCCAGCCCAUUACCCCCCCAAAACCUAUUACCAAUCUUAUAAAAAGCCAUCCUACAAUAAAGGAGAAAAAUUAGCUGAUCUGUUCGAACUGGCCCUUACGACUUUGGCUUUUUUGUCCUUUGGGAUGUUUCUUUUGCAUUUGCUUAUGUCAAUAUCUGUUGUCUCAAAUAAUAUGACAACUACUGUUAGUACCAGGAUAGUGAAAUUUAAUGCAGCUCCGGCAGCUGUAAAUGCAGAAUCGUACGAGACUGGUUAUGGACUAGAUACGGAAUCUCCAUUAGCAGAUUCUGGAGAAUAUAGAAAGUUUCGGUCAAUACAGGAUACUAUAACUGAUAUCAAUCCCGAUAACACAAUUUCCAAUGAAAUGGCAAAAAGAACCUUAAAAAUCUUCAGUGCAGCAAUAGAUAUAGACAAAGAUAGAGGUGCCUGUCUACAAAAUGCUUUGUGUAAUGCUUCAACAUAUUCUAGGCACGUGCAGGGAAGAAAUAAACUUUAUAUGGGACUAUUAAGUUUUGGUACCAGCUGGCUGGCGGAAAAUUUAUCCAAUCAAUUCGUCUCUAAAAUUCAAGCACUACAAGCAAGCCUUUUAGGGUUAGGCUUGGCUAAUUGUGAUAGAAUUUAUAAAAAAUGUGAAUAAAAAACAUACCUG
Messenger RNA from Anthonomus grandis grandis, 1812 nucleotides. RefSeq lists its product as uncharacterized. The coding region runs from base 502 to 1800 and encodes 432 amino acids. The record is from RefSeq and is a predicted model, not a curated record. Lineage: Eukaryota; Metazoa; Arthropoda; Insecta; Coleoptera; Curculionidae. The transcript has 8 exons.